AUGUUAUCAGACGAUUUAGAAAAUUUAAUUGAGCAAAAACGCCGUGAAUUGGAGAAUGAAAAGGCUGCUCUCGGUUUGUCAGAAAACAAUCGACUAAUUAAUAGUGAUGUAGAAAAAAUAGACAAUACAGAACCUUCUCGACGCGUACAGCUCAGUCGAGCCAGAGCUCUGUCCAAAAACAAUGAAACACCUGAGGAUGAAAGUGAAGAAAAAGAUAUUCCACCUGACUUAGAGAGGUAUAUAAGGCGCUACCUGGGCUUGCCAGUGAUGUUGAAGGCGGGUGAAUAUUCCCCGAACAAUCCUCUGAUCCGCGGCGAAAGACCAAGCGGUGAUGUCCUUCUCGGACUUGGCGAGUACGAGAGACGACGGAACACGCUGCGCAAGAUUCGACAAAAGCAGUACAAAGAAUAUCUCGAUCAGCAAGCGAAAAUAAAGCAAGAAGAACGCGAGAAGGCCGAACGGGAGAGAAAAGAGCGAGAGGAGAAGGAGAGGCUAGCGGAGGAACGAGUAAGAGAGCGUGAGCGACUCGAGUUAGACAGACGCAGUCCAGAAAGACGUCGCGCUAGUUUUACUCAUCCUACUGUUUCUGGUGCUAAUAAUGCGUAUACGACCAAAGUGGAUACAGGUGUGCAAGUCGACGACAGACAUACACCACUAUCAGUCGCUGUACAGACGGACGAGAACGAUUUGUUUUCUAUGCGGAAUCGGGUCUCUCUACACUCAAAGCAGCUUCUCACUCAAGCUGAACGAGAGCUUUCGCCUCGCACUGUGGCCGAUGUGAAGCCCGCCACUUGGCACUGGCCAUAUAAGGAGCCAGUCCACGAAGAUAGAGGGCGCAGACGUAGCUAUGGAGAUUUCGAUGCUCGCACCUCCUCAAUAUCGAGAGACAACAAACAAACGUACAGGCCUUCUAUACUCGAUGCUGACGUCAUAUCCUUGAGGAACCUCCAAGCAGAAAAGGAAGCAGCAGCACGACGACAAUUCUAUCAGCAGGAAUUACGUAACCAAAUAGAAGAGCAGCAGAGGAUAAGAGAGGAGAGGAAAAAUAGGGAGAAAAUGCUAGAACAAGCGGAGAUGAGACGGCUAGAACAACAACUGCGGUCGUUGAAGGUGGCGCAAGAAACUGAAUUAGACAGACAUAGGGAUUUUUCCGCUCAGAUAAAACGGAACUCCGCAGAGUAUGACAUGAAACGAACCUCUUUACAACGAGAGAUAGAUACAGAGCAGAGAAAACUCACGACUUCAAAAUUAUCACACACACCGCAAAGCGAUAAUUACUAUUCGGAAAAGCCAUACAGUACGAACGUUCCGGAAUCGUCGAUUUUCUCACCAAACUACGACCUAGACAGCUAUCUACGGAAAAACCUGAACCCUAGCAAGGAAAGCCUUUUAAAUUUUCGCAAAUAUCACAGUAGACAGGACACGAAACCCGAUAUGAGCAAAAGCUGGCACGAAAGAGGUAACGAGAAGUCAGACUGGUAUGAAAAAAGGCAAAUACACGAUGACAUCCACGAAAAAAUGCCAUACGACAGGUAUGAAACUGAAAACAAACUAGAAGGUAUGAAAAUGUACGAUAGAGGCGACUUUAAUGAAAACACGGAGAGGCACGAGACGUAUAAAGACGACUAUGGAAGGAAUGAAAAGUUCGACGCUCUACCCAUACCGGUUUUAAGGCAUUCUCCAAAACACAAUGUUGAUGAGCAUCAAGAGAAUGUAUACAAAAGCAAUGAAGACUUAAGCCAAGAAAUGCAACUGGUCGACAAUAAAUGGAAAGUACCCGCAGUCCAGAAGAAUAUUUUGAAGAGUUUGCACAGUGAGGGUAGAAAUAUAAAUAUUUUGACGCAGUUGGGUUCGAUUCGUCGCCAACUGCAGCUCGAACAAAUGAAAUUGGAUAAGCUUAAACAGAGCGAUGUAUAG
Molecule: messenger RNA, 1917 nt
Organism: Leptosia nina
Lineage: Eukaryota; Metazoa; Arthropoda; Insecta; Lepidoptera; Pieridae
Source: the annotation of a GenBank genome assembly